Molecule: messenger RNA, 1522 nt
Organism: Olea europaea var. sylvestris
Lineage: Eukaryota; Viridiplantae; Streptophyta; Magnoliopsida; Lamiales; Oleaceae
Product: 70 kDa peptidyl-prolyl isomerase-like
Exons: 8
Coding region: 134-1336 (400 amino acids)
Molecular function (GO): peptidyl-prolyl cis-trans isomerase activity; protein binding
Source: RefSeq, a predicted model, not a curated record
CCACCCUUAUAGCAGCCUAAAAUAAACUCCAUAGCAGUCAUCGGAACUUGCAAAAUUCCCAACAUUUCAGUAACAUUUGCAAUCUCGAACUACUUUAGAGAAUCAAUUACGAUUGAUCCGUUAAAGGUUCAAAAUGGAUGACGAUUUUCAGAUUCCAGGUGCUGGCUAUGACGCUGCUUAUGGUGGAAUGGGCAUGGACAUGGGAAUGGGAAUGGGAAUGGGAAUGGAUGAUUUGGAAACGGAUCUCCCAGAGGAAAAUCCAACUCUUAAAAUUGGAGAAGAGAGGGAAAUUGGCAAUAAUAAUCUGAGAAAGAAGCUCCUCAAAGAAGGUGAAGGCUGGGAAAAUCCCACUUCCAGAGAUGAAGUUGAAGUUCAUUAUGUGGGUAGUUUGCUGGAUGGGACACAGUUUGAUUCUAGCCACGAUCAUGGCACCCCAUUCAAAUUUAAGCUAGGGGAAGGUAUGCCUCUAAGAAUUGAACAUUCUUCAGAUAAGGUUAUAGAGGGACUUGAUAGAGCUGUAAAGACCAUGAAGAAAGGGGAAAUAGCAUUUGUAACAAUUAAGUCAGAGUAUGCAUUUGGUCCAUCUGAAUCCCAACAAGAUCUGGCUGUUGUACCAGGCAAUUCCACUGUAUAUUAUGAAGUUGAGAUGGUCUCCUUUGUGAAGGAAAAGGAGUCUUGGGAAAUGAGUGCCCAAGAAAAGAUAGAAGCUGCUGCGAAGAAGAAAGAGGAAGGGAAUGCAUGGUUCAAGGCGGGAAAAUAUCAAAGAGCCUCAAAAAGAUACGAAAAAGCUGUCUCGUUCAUUGAAUAUGAAUCUUCUUUCAAUGAGGAAGAGAAAAAACAGGCUGAAGUGCUCAAAAUCACUUGCAAUCUUAAUAUCGCUGCUUGCAAGCUAAAAUUGAAGGAUUACAAAGAGGCAGAGAGACUAUGCACUGAAGUGUUAGAAAUUGAUAGUAAAAAUGUUAAAGCGCUUUAUAGAAGAGCACAAGCAUAUAUACAUCUGGUUGAGUUGGAUUUGGCAGAAGUUGAUAUAAAAAAAGCAAUUGAAAUCGAUCCAGAUAACAGGGAUGUGAAACUGGGAUAUAAAUUUUUGAAGGAUAAAGUUAAAGAAUACAAUAGGAAAGAUGCACAAUUUUAUGGUAAUAUUAUUGCGAAAAUGAGCAAGUUGGAGCAAGCUAAAUCUGUAGGUGCAGAUGCAAAGCAUGGGAAAAUGACAAUGGCAAUAGAUAGACUGAAGAAUAUCAUUGCUCCAGUGAGUAGGGAACAAAUCAAAGGAUGGUUUCUUCCACUGGUUAUGGUAAUUCUUGCAAUUGUACUUUACUCGUACUUCAAAAAUUAGAAGUAUGACAGAGUAUAUUUCUGGUUUGUAAUUUAUAAAAGAAGAUGAUGGUAUAGAGAGAGAACAAGUAUCUUUUAUUUUGGAAAAUGUUGUAUAAAAAGUUGAUAUGCCGUUUUACCUCACUGGAUAAUCCAUUCUUCGAGUAGACAAUUCCCGUAAAUUCAAUUAACUGUUGCGUUCUUUUCA